UAUACCUAAGGACCCCACUUCCGUCUGUUACGACACUGGGCGCACCAUCAUUAAUUCUGAAAAAUACUCAAGUCUUAUUAACUCUUUUAAUUUUAUCCAUCUUUCAAUCAUUGAAUACAAGUAAUAAACCAGGAAUGCUAGAAGUUAUUUAGGAUGAUGAUGGGGUUCAAUUUGCUAUCAACCUAGAGAUUAGUAAUAUCUAAAUCACUAGUAAUCUCAGAAUACAACUGACAAGAGGUACGAGUAUGCGAGAGAAGACAAGUGAUGAAAAGCACAUAAAACUAGUAAUGACGAAAUUUGCCAUUGCCAGCUAAUUUGCCUACCGUCACGCAUUGCGUGCUUAAAAGAAAAAGGGAAACGGUCCAUUCCGUUUACGCAGUUGGAAUCAUGUUUCAAUCGAUGUUGCAAUUUUCCAUCUUUAACGAUUCGAAAUGGCUGUGGAACUGUUAUGGCUAAUCUCCUACACUAUAGCUGCGAUUUUUGUUAGUUGUUUCGGCUGUAUUCUCUUUUUUCUUGCAUAUUUGUACUACGUGCACAGAAGAGUUGCUCAUAUACCUGGUCCACCUCGCUCUAGUUUCAUUUUGGGCAACAUUCCAGAGAUUUCAAAGUACCAAACUCUAACUAGUAAAACGUUGCCCGAAUAUUUGGUGGAAAAAAGGUUUGAAUAUGGUCCAGUCUUUGUUAUAUUUUAUGUACAUAGGGCUGUAGUAUAUUUAGGCGAUCCAAACGAUUUGAGACAUGUUUACAUAAACAAUAAUAAGAUCUUGUGCAAAAGUGAUUUUAUUUGGCAUAAGAUCGGUUUUAUUUAUGGUGAGAGAGGAGGUGGUUUUGGACUUGUUACCAAUACAGACCAAACUUUAUGGCGCAAGCGAAGGACACUCAUGAAUCCAGCUUUUCAUCGAAAAUGCUUGAAAGAUUUUAUGAGCAAUUUCAAUAAUGUUUGUGAUAGAUUUUUAGCCCACAUGGAAACGGUUUCUGAUUGUGGUAAACCGAUCAGUAUGGUACAGGAGUUUGCGAAAGUAACUUUGGAAGCAAUUAGUCAAGUAUCUUUUAAUAUUAAUACCAAUGCUAUUGAGCUGCCAGAUUCACCUUUCCCAGAUGCAGUACGAAACUAUCUACAAGGUGUACAAGACAAUAUUAAUAUCCCAUUGAACUCCACUCUCCUGGCAUUGUUUCAAUUUAAACUGUUUCAGAAUGAGAACAUAAAAAGGCAAAUUAGUGCAGCUCAAUUCCUCCGUAAAUUUGCCAAUGAUUGCAUCACUGCCAGAAUGAAGGACAUCGCAGAUGGAAAAGUUGUUCCUGAUGAUUUGUUAAACAUUUUGAUUAAAGAUGAUAGUUUGUCAUUAGUUGAUAAAAUUGAUGAAUUCAUAACCAUUUUUAUUGCUGGCCAAGAAACAACUGCAAAUACACUGUCAUUUGCACUAUAUGAAAUCAUUUGCAAUCCUUGCAUUGAAAAAAAGCUUCUUAAUGAGGUUAACGAGGUGCUUGGUGAGUGUGAUUAUGUUGAGUUUAAUGAUUUGGCAAAGCUGAAAUAUCUUGGUCAAGUUUUUGAUGAAAGUUUGAGGAAAUUUCCUGUAGUUUCAUCUCCUUCAAGAUCCUUAAUGAAGGGUCUUACAGUCGGAGGAUAUUAUAUCCCUGAAGGAGUUGGUAUUGAUAGUUUGCAGCUGUUUUUUGGUAUGAAUCCUGAAAUUUGGAAAGACCCAGAAGUUUUCAACCCUGAUCGAUUUGCUAAUGUUGAAAACAUGCCAAAUUUUACCAUGACUCAUUUCCCUUUCUCACUUGGUCCUCGAAAUUGCAUUGGACAGACAUUUGCAAAGUUUGAGUCAAAAGUAAUCAUGGCAAAACUGCUGAGGAAGUUUCAGUUUCGGCUGCUACCUGGUCAGACUGAUCGAAUGGAGGAAAGACUUACCAUGACUCCAAGAGAUGGUGUAAUGUGUGAAGUUGCUAAACGGAAAUAUUAGCUAUGGAGGUGCAGAGUGCUCUGGGAUCUGUGAAUUAAAGACUUCCAUUGUCAGUGGACAUUAUCCACCACAUAGAUCUGUUGGAAAGAAUUGAUCCCUGUUUCUUGGGACUAAAAUGAAUCUGGCAAAUUAACAUGUACACUUAAUCCCAUGUGGUAAUCCACUUUAGUCUUUAUGUGUAAUUAAUCUGAGCAGUUGAGGCAAUAAUUAGACUUCUUCAUGGAAUUCAUGUAUAUUCGCUUCUAUUCAAUAACAAAAGAUCGUAGGCCCCUGCCCCUGGAAAUUAUUAACGUUGCGUUUUUUUU
Dendronephthya gigantea is the source of this 2266-nucleotide messenger RNA. RefSeq names its product cholesterol 24-hydroxylase-like. Lineage: Eukaryota; Metazoa; Cnidaria; Anthozoa; Malacalcyonacea; Nephtheidae. The coding region runs from base 432 to 1961 and encodes 509 amino acids. The transcript has a single exon. Gene Ontology annotation, molecular function: cholesterol 24-hydroxylase activity; iron ion binding; heme binding. Gene Ontology annotation, biological process: cholesterol catabolic process. The record is from RefSeq and is a predicted model, not a curated record.